GCGCGCGAAACUUCUAACAAAAGAUGGCGUCGAAAGUAGCAGCAGGCCGUCGAAGGACGAAGCGCAAAGCGGAGGUUCAGGCUGAGGAGCAGAGUGAGGAGAAGAAGGAGAGGAGAGAGGAGGAGAGCGGCCUGACAGGACCACGGGUGGUCAUUGAACACUGCAAAAGCUGACGAGUGUAUGGGCGUAAUGCAGAGGAGGUGAAAUCUGCCCUCCUGGCUGCCCGCCCUGGUCUGACUGUGGUCCUCAACCCCGAGAAACCCCGCAGGAACAGCUUUGAGGUCAUUCUGCUGGAUGGAGGCAAAGAAACACCCCUGUGGACAGGAAUAAAGAAGGGUCCACCUCGUAAACUGAAGUUUCCACCACCUGAUGAUGUUGUAACCGCUCUGCAGGAAGCUCUAAAGRCUGAUUAAACUCCCAGUGUGAAGCCGAGGAUCUGGAAGGUUUGACGUGGAAGCAAAAUGAUGAGGAGUGAUGAAGGAGAUGUUCUCAGUCCCUCUUCUGAAGAGCUCGGCUCCACGUGAGAGCUUCUGGAUAUGCGGUGACACCUAGUGGAGAAACAGAGCAAAUGCACAGUCCUGCUGUUUGAAAAGUUGUUUUUAAAUCUGUUGUUAAAUAAAGUGUUACUUGGUUAUCUUA
This is a messenger RNA of Austrofundulus limnaeus, 639 nucleotides long. It is a transcript of the gene selenoh, whose product is annotated as selenoprotein H. Lineage: Eukaryota; Metazoa; Chordata; Actinopteri; Cyprinodontiformes; Rivulidae. The record is from RefSeq and is a predicted model, not a curated record. Gene Ontology annotation, cellular component: Golgi apparatus. The transcript has 5 exons.